UGAUAGAGAACAAGUGUUUGGUGGUGGAGAAGUGUUUGUUUUCUUCAGAGCCAUGAAAACUUUGGUUUUAUACAUUCCUGAAGACCGGAUUGAGGCAGAACCAGCGACUGAACUCGACUGUUCAGACCUGGAUAUCUGCCUCCAACGUCCAGAGAGCCCUCCAAUAACUCUGGGAGGAGCAAGAUCUCUGAGUCCAGUAGCCACCAUCCUCCAUGAAAAGGAGGAAGACGAGUGUAUGCCGCUGCCACAAGAAGAAGAAGCACAGCAGGAAGAACCUCUGCAGGAGCUGCAAAACCUGCAGCAAACAUGGCAGAACUCCAUCCAGACUGAAGAGCUGGAGGGAUUUAAAGACAUUGCAGGUUUUGCAGAAGAGAUGAUGGAGGAGCUUGGGGACCCAAGACCAGAGAAAAGCAUCCGCAGACGCUUCCUGAACUGGCUCAAUGAGGGCUUGGAGGCCCGUAUGAUGAAGAAGAUCGCAAGAACGUACCAGAGAGAGCUGGAAGAGGGUGAUCGCUAUUAUAGAAGCUCCUACAUGGCUCCACCACUCAUGACCCGAGCUCAAAGAGAGCGCCAAAAGAGGGAGGAGCUGAUCCAGCUGGACAACCAGAGACAGAGCAUCAACAAACGUCUGGACGCUCACUGGGAGGCAAAGAGGCGCCAAAAAGAGGCGCAGAGAGUCGAAGAGGAGGAGCGCUAUGAGAAAUGGAUGGUCGGACAUGGCUGGAGCGCCCCCGACUCUCCACCGGAGGCGCCAAAAAAGAGGAUGAGCAAGUGGGAGAAGAGAUUUUUAAACGUGAAAGAAGUCUUCUCCUUCAGAACCAACCGAAUUCAUCCUCAACUCCUGCCUGACCCGGUGGACACAGAGUGACCGAGAAUCCUGUUACUCUCCAUGUCCCUCCCUCUCUGUCUCUCCAUGUACAUAAAGACACUGUACAGUCUUUGUCUAUGUGUAAGGGCAGUUAGCGCUGGCACCAGUUUGCCUGUGUGGGUUUCCUGCAGUUCAAAAGUUGUGAUCUGUUAUAAUGAUCCUCUCUCUUCACCUGUUUUCUCUUCACCCUCUGUGUGAAAGGUGUCUCUGAGUUUGGCCUCAGUUUGGCCUCCAUGCAGGUCUCUGUGGUUCAGAAGAGGUUCAGUGGUCCAGGUCCUUCAAGCUCCUGUUGGCCCCUGGAAGUUGCUGGAAGUCUGCUCUCACU
Dicentrarchus labrax (European seabass) is the source of this 1193-nucleotide messenger RNA. RefSeq lists its product as uncharacterized. Lineage: Eukaryota; Metazoa; Chordata; Actinopteri; Moronidae. Bases 53 to 868 code for a protein of 271 amino acids. The record is from RefSeq and is a predicted model, not a curated record. The transcript is spliced from 4 exons.